UUUCAAUUUUCACUCUCACAUAACUCACUAAAAAGGGUUUAAAGCCUUUUUCUUUCCCAAACCCUCUCUCUUGCCUUUUUCAUCCAAAUUAGAAUUUUGAGUCUCCCCUUCAAGUUAAUGCAUAUAAAAAUUUGUAAAGACUCAAGCUUUCAAGUUACACAUCGUUUUCUCGUUUCAUAAUUCAUCUGGGUCAUUGUCUACUUGUCCCAGUUUCAGUGAAAUCAUAAAAGGGUCCGUGUGAGUGUGUUGUGAAGAGGGUUCUUCUUUAUGUACUUUAUUUUUUGAUUUAGUUACAAAACCCCAUUUGGAAAAAGUUAAGAUUUUUGGGAAUUUGAGUGAAGUAAGGAAGAAAAGGAUGAUUCAGUUGUUGUUUUUAGUGAUUUUUGCGGAGGGGGUUAUGGCUUUUCUUAUGUUGGUAAAGAUAGGUCCAUUGAGGGAUCUUGUGAUGAAGAGCUUGGAUCAGCUCAAGAUGGGGAAGGCUCCAGCUACGGUUAAAACUAUUGCAGGCACAAUGUUUGUGAUUUUGCUUUCAAGCCUUAUGAGUAUUGUUAAGAUCCAGAACAAAGGUGCUAAGCUUGGUACUAUGUCGCCUAUGGAUCAAGUUCUUUGGAGAACUCACUUGCUUGAGGCUUCACUCCUUGGUUUUACAUUAUUCCUCGGCUUCCUAAUUGACCGAAUGCACCAUUAUCUCCAAAAACUUAUUAAUUUAAGGAGUAACAUGGGAGCUUCAAAAGAAGAAGUGGAUAAUCUUAAAAAAGAAACCGUCGAGCUCAAAGAAAAGGAAGAGAAAGCUUCAAAGGAGAUAAAGCAGCUGAAGAAAGAACUUUCAACUCUAUCAGAAGGUAUGAAGAAGGUAAAGAUGGAAUCUGAAGAGAAAGACAAGAGAGUUGAGACGGCCGAAGCUCACGUUGCUUCCCUCCAAAAACAAGCUGCAGAUUUACUACUUGAAUAUGACAGACUCUUGGAAGACAACCAAAAUCUUCAAGCUCAAGCAAUAGGACGAAAGAGUUGAGGAAAACUUGAAAUAGUUUGAAAAAACAAUGUUUUGAGUAGAGCGAUCCAAUGAGAAUCAUCCCUAGUUUUGUUGCAAAGUCUUCUUUAUUGAACGAAUGAAAGAAGGGUACUUUUUUGGUUCUCCCUGUGAAAGAUAACAGAUUUUGUAGUCCUCUCAGUUUGUUCCACAUUUUGUUAUGAAAUUGGUUCUUAACAAUUGGCGCAAUAGUUGUUCUGCCAUA
Molecule: messenger RNA, 1235 nt
Organism: Lathyrus oleraceus (garden pea)
Lineage: Eukaryota; Viridiplantae; Streptophyta; Magnoliopsida; Fabales; Fabaceae
Exons: 2
Coding region: 356-1012 (218 amino acids)
Biological process (GO): endoplasmic reticulum to Golgi vesicle-mediated transport; intracellular protein transport
Cellular component (GO): endoplasmic reticulum; endoplasmic reticulum membrane
Source: RefSeq, a predicted model, not a curated record